AAUCCAGUCUAGCCCCCUCCUCUCUCUCCUCCCUCCUUCCUGUUCACUCCSCUACCCUUGGCUGGCAGACCGACUGACGCACCACUGUGUACCAGGCCCUGUUGUUAGAACCCACCCAGCCAUAGCCCUGACUGUGGUGGUCUAGCUCUCUCCGUUUCUCUCUAUUGCUCGGUGCGGAUACUCCCUGCAUGGAUACACUGAGGGAGGCUGUUAGCUGAUAUUAACGGAAGGAAAAAUAUCAAGGAGGAACCCACUGCGGUUGUUGAAUUCGAGGUGGUUUGGUGUCAGGUAUCUACCUGGCGACAAGCCCCUCCCCUCCUGACUGAACUCCUCUAUAAACACGUCGCCCCCCACUGACAGGAAGCAUGGCGGGGGCUUCAGUGAAAGUGGCGGUCCGGGUCCGUCCCUUCAACUCUCGAGAGAUCGGGAAGGAGAGCAAGUGCAUCAUCCAGAUGACAGGGAACACCACAACGAUCCUAAACCCCAAACAGCCGAAGGAGAACAAGAGCUUCAACUUCGACUACUCCUACUGGUCACAUACCACGCCGGACGACAUCAACUAUCAUUCACAGAAGCAGGUGUACAAAGACAUUGGAGAGGAGAUGUUGCUGCAUGCCUUUGAGGGCUACAACGUGUGUAUCUUUGCAUAUGGCCAGACUGGAUCUGGGAAGAGCUACACCAUGAUGGGCAAGCAGGACCAGAAGGACCAGCAAGGCAUUAUCCCCCUGCUUUGUGAGGACCUCUUCACCAAGAUCAGUGACAGCAAUACUGACAACAGCUUGUCCUACUCCGUAGAGGUGAGCUACAUGGAGAUCUACUGUGAGCGUGUGCGUGACCUGCUGAACCCGAAGAACAAAGGGAACCUGCGUGUGAGAGAGCACCCCCUGAUGGGGCCCUACGUGGAGGACCUGUCCAAACUGGCCGUCACCUCCUACAACGACAUCCAGGACCUGAUGGAGUCUGGCAACAAGGCCAGGACGGUGGCAGCCACUAACAUGAACGAGACCAGCAGCCGCUCUCACGCUGUCUUCAACAUCAUCUUCACUCAGAAGAAACACGACAUGGAUUCAGAGAACACGUCUGAGAAGGUGAGCAAGAUCAGCCUGGUGGAUCUGGCUGGGAGUGAGAGAGCUGACUCUACAGGAGCCAAAGGAACCAGGCUGAAGGAAGGAGCAAAUAUCAACAAAUCUCUAACCACACUGGGAAAAGUCAUCUCUGCUUUAGCUGAAGUGGACACGGCACCAAAUAAGAACAAGAAGAAGAAGAAAGUGGAGAACCAUAUCCCAUACAGAGACUCAGUGCUGACCUGGCUGCUGAGAGAGAACCUGGGGGGUAACUCUCGCACUGCCAUGGUGGCAGCCCUCAGCCCUGCUGAUAUCAACUAUGACGAGACCCUGAGCACCCUCAGGUAUGCAGACCGCGCUAAGCAGAUCCGCUGUAACGCUGUUAUCAACGAGGACCCCAACAACCGUCUGGUGCGUGAGUUGAAGGAGGAGGUGUGUCGCCUCAAGGACCUCCUCUAUCCGGCUGUCAAUCAAAUGGGUGAUCUAUCCACAGUGACCAAUGCCAUGACUGGGAUGAGCCCCUCUCCCUCACUCUCUGCUCUGUCCAGCCGCACGGGCUCCAUGGCAAACCUGCACGACCGCAUCUUCAGCCCCGCCUCCGAGGAGGCCAUAGAGAGACUCAAGGAAACAGAGAAAAUCAUUGCAGAGCUCAAUGAGACAUGGGAGGAGAAGCUGCGCCGUACUGAAGAUAUCCGGAUGCAGAGGGAAGCCCUACUGGCUGAGAUGGGUGUGGCCAUGAGAGAAGAUGGAGGCACCGUGGGCGUGUUCUCCCCCAAGAAGACCCCUCACCUGGUGAACCUAAACGAGGACCCAUUGAUGUCUGAGUGCUUACUCUACUACAUCAAAGAUGGGACCACCAAGGUGGGUCGUGAGGACGCCAGAAGUCGCCAGGACAUUGUGCUCAGCGGCCAUUUUAUCCAGGACGAGCACUGCACCUUCAGCAGCACCACAGGCCCCGGGGGAGAAGGGAACGUCAUCCUGGAGCCCUGCGAGGGGGCGGAGAUCUAUGUCAACGGGAAACUGGUGACCACGCCUACUCUGCUUCGCUCAGGGAACCGCAUUAUCAUGGGGAAGAGCCAUGUGUUYCGCUUCACUAACCCGGAGCAGGCGCGACAGGAGCGGGAGAGGACGCCCUGUGCUGAGACCCCCGUGGAGCCCGUGGACUGGGCCUUCGCCCAGAGUGAGCUGCUGGACAAACAGGGCAUCGACAUGAAGCAGGAGAUGGAGUCAAGGCUUCARGAGUUAGAAGAUCAGUACCGCAGAGAACGAGAGGAGGCCAGUAACCUUCUGGAACAACAGAGACUGGACUAUGAGAGUAAACUGGAGGCCCUGCAGAAACAGGUGGACAGAAACUCCCGUUGCCUGGAGCCCCCAGAGGAAGAGGAGGAGCCUGAGGAAGAAGUUCCAUGGACCAAGUGUGAGACGGAGCUUGCACUGUGGGCAUUCCGUAAGUGGCGUUUCUACCAGUUUACCUCCCUCAGGGACCUGCUGUGGGGAAACGCCAUCUUCCUCAAGGAAGCCAACGCCAUCAGUGUGGAGCUCAAGAAGAAGGUCCAGUUCCAGUUUGUGCUGCUGACCGACACACUGUACUCCCCACUGCCCCCGGACCUGCUGCCCCCCAGCGUGACCAAGGAGAGGGAGAGACAGCCCUUCCCCCGCACCAUCGUAGCAGUGGAGGUCCAGGACCAGAAGAACGGGGCCACACACUACUGGACCCUGGAGAAACUCAGGCAGAGGCUGGACCUGAUGAGGGAGAUGUACGACCGUGCGGCGGAGGUGCCUAGCAGCACUGUGGAGGACUGUGACCAGGCCCUGACCGGGGGAGACCCCUUCUAUGACCGCUUCCCAUGGUUCCGUCUGGUGGGCAGGGCCUUUGUGUACCUGAGUAACCUGCUGUACCCCGUGCCCCUGGUGCACCGUGUGGCCAUCGUCAGUGAGAAGGGAGAGGUGAAGGGCUUCCUCAGGGUGGCAGUCCAGGCCAUCUCAGCUGAUGAAGAAGCCCCAGACUAUGGUUCUGGUGUCAGACAGUCAGGAACUGCCAAGAUCUCCUUUGAGGACCAACAGUUUGAGAAGUUCCAGACAGAGUCGUGUUCUGGCAGCAUGUCCCACUCUAACACCUCCCAAGAGGAGCUCCGCUUUGUUGAGGGGGAGGGACAGACCUCUGACAUAGGAGCUGACCCUGACGAGGUCAACAACAACACCUGUGCUGGUGAGGGCAUCUUAGUCAUCAUCUUCAUCAUCAUCACACCUGAUUUCUUCAUCCACCGACAUGACGAGGCGUUCUCCACUGAGCCACUGAAGAACACUGGCAGGGGACCUCCUCUGGGAUUCUACCAUGUACAGAAUAUCACGGUAGAGGUCACCAAGUCGUUUGUGGAGUAUAUCAAGACCCAGCCCAUCGUCUUCGAGGUGUUUGGUCACUACCAGAAACAGCCGUUCCCACCUCUCUGCAAAGACCUCAUCAGUCCCCUUCGACCUUCUAGGAGGCAAUUCCCGAGGGUCAUGCCCUUGUCUAAACCAGUGCCGGCCACCAAGCUAAACACCUUGACUCGCUCCAUGGCAGGCCCAUGUCACUCCAAAUAUGACCUCAUGGCCUUCUUUGAGAUCUGUGAGCUAGAGGCCAACGGAGACUAUAUCCCUUCAGUGGUGGACCACAGAGGUGGCAUGCCUUGCCAUGGAACCUUCCUCCUUCACCAGGGCAUCCAGAGGAGAAUCACAGUUACCAUAGCACACGAGACAGGAAAUGACGUAGAGUGGAAGGAGGUCAAGGAGCUGGUGGUGGGGCGUAUCCGGAAUACUCCGGAGGCUGACGAGACCAUCAUUGACCCAAACAUCCUCUCCCUCAACAUCUUGUCUGCAGGCUACGUCUGGCCCUCGUAUGACGACAAUGUUUCCCUGGGAGUUGACCAUAGGACGUUUUACCGGUUUGAGGCAGCAUGGGACAGCUCCAUGCACAACUCCCUCCUUCUGAACCGCGUCACUCCCUAUGGAGAGAAGAUCUACAUCACCCUCUCAGCCUACCUAGAGAUGGAGAACUGCACCCAGCCGACGGUGAUCACCAAAGACUUCUGUAUGGUGUUCUACUCCCGUGACGCCAAGCUCCCCGCCUCUCGCUCCAUUAGAAACCUUUUCAGCACCGGCUGCCUAAGGCCCUCAGAGAGUAACCGUGUCACUGGAGUSUAUGAAGUCAGUCUCUGCCAUGUCGCUGAYGCCGGAAGUCCAGGCAUGCAGCGGCGGCGCCGGCGCGUCUUGGACACCUCAGUGGCAUACGUCCGUGGAGAGGAGAACCUGGCUGGGUGGAGGCCCCGUAGCGACAGCCUCAUCCUGGACCACCAGUGGGAGCUGGAGAAACUCAGCCUGCUGCAGGAGGUAGAGAAGACCAGGCAUUACCUGCUACUGCGGGAGAAACUAGAGGCCACCCUGGCCGCGGGGCAGGACGCGCUCUGCAAGAGUGGCGACAUCAGCGACUUUGCCAAGAGCCCCAUCCUCAGCUACAGCCUCGGGGGCAGUCCUGCCCUGGAAAGCCCCAGCCAGAGGCAAAGGGAGCUGGCUGCCAAGUGUCUGCGGUUGCUCAUGCACACCUUCAACAGGGAGUACAGCCAGGUGAGCAGCAGUGCCAGUGAGAGCAAGCUGUCUGAGAUGUCAGCGUUGCUGAUGUCACCGUCCUCUUCUGGUCUGAGCACGCUAACGCCGUCCUCUACUUGCCCCUCAUUGGUGGAGGGACAUUAUGACAUCAGACACAUUGAGCCCAGCUCUGGAGCUUCAACCCCAGACCUGGACCCCUUUAGCCCUGUAGAUAGGAAGAGGAUCCCGGGUAGAGGCWGCACUUUCGUCCCUGACAUCCAGGAGAUCCGCGUCAGCCCCAUCGUGUCGAAGAAAGGCUACCUGCACUUCCUGGAGCCUCACACCAGUGGCUGGGUGAAGCGCUACGUGGUGGUACGCCGGCCCUACGUCUACCUGUAYCGCAACGAGAGGGACAAUGUGGAGCGCGCUGUCAUCAACCUCUCCUCUGCCCAGGUGGAAUACAGCGAGGACAAGCAGACUCUGCUCCGGACUCCAAACACAUUUGCAGUGUGCACCGAGCAUCGUGGAAUACUUCUCCAAGCCAGUAAUGACAAGGAGAUGCACGACUGGCUGUAUGCUUUUAACCCCCUGCUCGCCGGAACUAUCAGGUCUAAGCUCUCCAGAAGAAAGUCAGGCCCAAGGAUGUGAGAGAGAGGAACACGCGCGGGGGGGGGAGAAAACAAAAAA
Messenger RNA from Salvelinus sp. IW2-2015, 5315 nucleotides. The record is from RefSeq and is a predicted model, not a curated record. Lineage: Eukaryota; Metazoa; Chordata; Actinopteri; Salmoniformes; Salmonidae.